AUGGGUCUUGGUUUUGUUCAGGAUAGCACGGUUCAUGCACUCAUGAAGCAGGAGGUACAGUUCCGGACCAUUGGAGUACACAUGCUUUUGAUCAUGAGGAACACAUUCUUGGUUUUGUUCUUCCCUUGUUUUUUUAUACUUUCAUUUGCCAGUGGUCUUCAUCAAAAAUCAGUUAUCUUUCCUGAACCAACUAACUAUAGUUAUGUGAUUUUGAAUCCAAGCAAGCCCCUCGAACUUACAGCCUUCACCCUGUGCAUGCGAGUUGCUGUGGAACAGACACGCGAGACCAUCAUCUUUGCUUAUUGCAAAGCCAAUCGUGAUGAAUUUAAUGUAUGGCGAGAAAAGAAUGGCACAUAUUCAGUGUAUUUCAGAAGUGGUAGUGAUGGGAUACACUUUACUAUCCCCCCACUCAACACAUUUUUCACUCACCUUUGUGUGACAUGGGAAUCUAAAUCUGGGCUAACUGCUUUUUGGGUAAAUGGAAAAAGAUCUGUAAGAAAAGUUUACAAAAAGGGACACAAAAUCCUUUCUGGGGGAAUUGCUUUAAUAGGUCAGGACCAAGACAAAUGUUUGGGAGAUUUUGACAUAAACCAGAGCUUUGUUGGAGAGAUAUCAGAUUUAAACAUGUGGGAUUACGUUCUAACUUCAAAUGAUAUUGCCGCUCUUAGUGAUGGUUAUGAGGUUGCUAAAGGAAACAUUUUUCAAUGGAGUGAGAUAUCAUAUGAAAUUAAAGGGAAUGUUGUUGUACAGCCUAUAAAUGAUUAUUCUGCAGUAUGA
This is a messenger RNA of Protopterus annectens (West African lungfish), 777 nucleotides long. RefSeq names its product pentraxin fusion protein-like. NCBI's taxonomy places the organism in Eukaryota, Metazoa, Chordata, Ceratodontiformes, Protopteridae. The transcript is spliced from 4 exons. The record is from RefSeq and is a predicted model, not a curated record. The coding region runs from base 1 to 777 and encodes 258 amino acids.